This is a messenger RNA of Acyrthosiphon pisum (pea aphid), 2376 nucleotides long. RefSeq names its product serine/arginine-rich splicing factor 4-like. NCBI's taxonomy places the organism in Eukaryota, Metazoa, Arthropoda, Insecta, Hemiptera, Aphididae. Bases 283 to 1062 code for a protein of 259 amino acids. The record is from RefSeq and is a predicted model, not a curated record. The transcript is spliced from 7 exons.
GUCACUUGACACUUGUCGAGUGGCGAUAGAACGUUCUAGUCACUCGUCUUUCCAGUUUUACUAAUGCUUUUAUUGUUGAGCACUAUUUUUACUUGUUUACACAAUUACACGAAAGGUAUUAUUAUAGUGCGACUGUGCGAGUAACAAGUUCUAGUGACAAGUACCAAAGUAAAAGUACUACGCACACCGUGUAAACCACGCAUUAGGUUCAUCAUAAAGCGUUUGUUUUUCGAAUUUCGAAUUCCGUUCUUGUUAAUUGUUAUACGUUACUGCACGAGUCGAAUGAGAAAUUUACCUACUGCUUGGAAUUGGAUGAAUAAGAACUGGAAUAAUUAUGAGUCUUCAAGUUCUUCAUCAACAGAUAGUUCAAGAUAUUCCAGAAAAAAUCAUUCAAGCAGAUCUGGAUCAAGGCACCAUAAGAAAUCAACGCGUAGACACAGAUCCAGUUCAUCAGAAUAUUCAUCGUCAAGACACAAACAUUCUAGUCGUGCUUACCGCAGAGAUGAAAGUCGUUCGAAAAGAAAAUAUCAUAGAAAAAGUUCAUCUACUAGUUAUGAUUCAAAUAACUCCAAUUCUUCCAUUAAAAAUCACCAAUCUAAAAGUUCCAAAGCAUUCAAUGAUAACGAAAGAAAUAAAGGGGUACAACCUAAUUCAUUGUCUACCUUCGAAGAUGAUUCAUUGGUUGUAAAAUCUGAAACUGUUAACAAAAAAGAUCAUGAUGCAAACUGGCUUCAAAACAAUGUUUUGGAUAUUGUGAAAAGAGAAAAUUCAAUUGAACAGAUCAAUCAAGAAGGAUUUGUGUUUAAAGUCUUCAAUUCAUCGUCUGAACCAAAAUAUGAGGAAACUACAGACCUAACCAAAUAUGAUGUUCCAAAUAUAAAUGAAGAAGCCAUUGAUAAUUUGCCUACAGAAGAAUCAACGUUUUUCAUAUGCAAUAAAGAUAGAUUAUUGAAUGCAAGGUACAAAUUACUUACAAAGCAAGAGCGGUGCAUAAGCUGGGCAAAACAAUUAUUUGCAACAUAUAAUCAGUCUGAGCAUAACGGUAGACAAUUUGGAGACUAAUGCUACUGGAAGUAAUUUGUUCAAUAUUACACUUUUACACGCACAUUAUAUCAUUUCAAAUCAAAUAUCACAAGAAUUUGAUCUGUAAUUUUACUAUUAAGCUAUUUUAUUAAUGUUAAUUUUUUUUUUACUUAAAAGAUCCAAAGACAUUGUAUUGAGAAAUUAUAUUUUUGCAAGGAUUUAAAUAUGUUUAAGAAAAAUUAUAUGAACAUUCAAUUUGACAUUGUCCAUACUUUAUAAACUCAUUAUAACAUUGUUCCAUCAGUGUCAGUGAGCAUAAAUAAAUGAAAUUGUGAAUAAAUUUAAUCAACUAUAAACAGGGAAUUAAAAAUCGACUUCUUUUGAGGUAACAGAUAAGAUUUUAUAUAACAAUGAAAUGGAUUAAGCGAUAAUUUUACUGUAAUUAAAAUUGGUUUUAAUAUAAAAUAAUUUAAGCUGUUAUGGAUUGCAUUUAACAUGUUUAAAUAAACUAUCAAUAUUUUUUUUCACGUAAAACAUUGUUUCAAUAUGACAAAUUCAGCGUGUUAACAAUUACAUUAACAACUUUCUGUUUGUAAAUAGUUCAUGAUGGUAGUAUAUUUGCAUAAUAUACAGGGUGUAUCUUAUGCAGUUGUACACGUGGAUUUUAAUAAUUUUGAAUCAAUAAUAUAGAAUUAUAAUAAUAAAACAAAAAAAAAAUGUUAAUUUAUUUUUUUUUAUAUAUUUUUUUAGCACUCAGUUGUUCCAACAGCAAAUCAAUAGUAUUUUGUAAAGGAUUCUAGUAGUGAUUUUUACUUACUAACUCUGUCAAAUCAUCAACUUUUGUUCACUACUCUGUCUCAGUUGAGGUCUCUAAUGUUAAGUAAAUUCAUUAAUAGUUUUAAUUUAAAUAAUUGUAAUAAAUUUAGUUUACUAGAGCUAAGUAUUUUUUUUUUUUGCCAUCAUUUAUUAAAACUAAAUAGAAAAUGUAAUACUAAUAACACAAUCUUUUUGUUCAAUUUUGUGAUAAAUGCCUACAACAUAAUUGGCAAACAUAGCUUAUUAUUUUUAAAUUUAAUAUACCAUAAAAAAAAUUACAAGUUAUUUACUAGGCAUUGUCAAUUCAUAAUAAAUUGAUUUUUAGAUUUAUAACUUUGAUUAUUUAAAAGAUCUUAAAUUUAAAUACUUAAUAAGCCAUCAAGUGCAUGAUAUCAGUGAUGUACUAACUGGGGUUGGGUAUCCAAUAUUUUUUAUUAGUAGCAAUUUUUUUUUAAAAACUUUUUUGGUCGAUUAUUUUAUUUUAUUUGUUUAUUGUUUUUUUUUUUAAAUAAACAAAAAUAAUAUUUAAAACAUUAA